UAUAUACUUGUACGUCGCAGCUCGUCGGGAGAGUCGGGAGACGCGCCCUCGUUCGACCUUGAGCGACUAUAACCGGUGCGUAACGUUCGAUGUAUACGGAGCAUCGUCGCUGCCGCUGACUGCUGAUCGCGACAACCAAACCAGCCGCUCCGACCGCGAGCCACCGCAGCUCCAACCGCCGCAACCAAGCUCGUGCCCCCGUGCUCCUUUUACUCUGUUUACUUCCUCCGCUCCGCCGCGGCGCCUACUCCUCGACGCGGGCCAGCCUCGGCGACGAAAUGGCGAAGAAAACCUACGAUCUCCUGUUCAAGCUGCUCCUCAUCGGUGACUCCGGCGUCGGCAAGACCUGCAUACUCUUCCGUUUCUCGGACGAUGCCUUUUCCACCACGUUCAUUUCCACGAUAGGUAUCGAUUUUAAAAUCAAGACAGUGGAAUUAAGAGGAAAGAAAAUCAAACUACAGAUAUGGGACACAGCUGGGCAAGAGAGAUUCCACACUAUUACCACGUCAUAUUACAGAGGGGCUAUGGGGAUUAUGCUUGUGUACGAUAUCACUAAUGAAAAGACGUUUGAAAAUAUUGUCAAGUGGUUGAGGAAUAUCGAUGAACAUGCAAAUGAAGAUGUGGAGAAAAUGAUAUUAGGAAAUAAGAGUGAUAUGGAAGAAAAACGCGUUGUCAGUACAGAAAAGGGAGAAGCGAUAGCGAGAGAACAUGGCAUUAGAUUUAUGGAAACGUCGGCGAAGGCGAAUAUUAAUAUCGAUCGAGCAUUUAGCGAACUAGCGGAAGCAAUAUUGGACAAGACUCACGGCAAGGAACCACAAGACGCGCCCGACAGAGUGACGGUCGAUCGAAGGGUAGAGAGAAGUUCGAAUCGGUGCUGCUAAUUUUAUAUAUUAUUUAUUUUAAUGGCGCAUAACGAACUAUAUAUCAGCUCGUGCCACUUGGGAUAGAUCCCUCGAUAUAGAUUUAGAGCGUAACUUAAAAAGCAUAAUAACAGAAACACUUCACGACACUGCCUGAUCAGGUAUAAUCCAAUCUCACCUUUGAUCUGAUAAAAAUACAAUUUUUUUUAUGCUGCAAUCGAAACAUAUAUUGCUAACAAAAAAUUGUUAGCUGAUCCAAUAAUUUAAAAAGUUAGGUUUUUUAAUUAUACCUAUAUAAAUGUCAAUAGGUAUAAAAUUACGCGCGCAGUUUUAUGGAUAUAUGUAACUGUACCUAUAACUGUACGUGUGAUAUAUAAACAAAAUUUCUUUACGGAAGUUUGUGUGGAUGGUAAGAGAAACACAGAUUUCACUGGUGAAAUCCUUCAUGCUUCAUGUAAAACAUUGCAUCGUUGCACGGACAAAAAAGUUGUUUGUUACGAGGCUGCAAUUUGUUACCAAGUUGAGUGGUGUGAGUAUGAGUGUGUCGGCUUUUCAAUCUUGAUAAUCUUUUUGGACAUUGGACGCUUUCCUACGUGAAUAAUCGCACCACACAUGCUUAUUUGUAUAUUAAGUUAGGGAGAAUUUAAAACCAAAAGCUUCUACCGUUUUGUGUACGGCCGAUUUACUAUAAAUAUAAAUAUUCGCAAUUUCGAA
Temnothorax curvispinosus is the source of this 1574-nucleotide messenger RNA. It is a transcript of the gene Rab10, whose product is annotated as ras-related protein Rab-10. Gene Ontology annotation, biological process: cellular response to insulin stimulus. Gene Ontology annotation, cellular component: insulin-responsive compartment; recycling endosome; Golgi apparatus. The record is from RefSeq and is a predicted model, not a curated record. NCBI's taxonomy places the organism in Eukaryota, Metazoa, Arthropoda, Insecta, Hymenoptera, Formicidae. Gene Ontology annotation, molecular function: GTP binding; GTPase activity. The coding region runs from base 279 to 881 and encodes 200 amino acids. The transcript has 5 exons.